Molecule: messenger RNA, 1038 nt
Organism: Lycium ferocissimum
Lineage: Eukaryota; Viridiplantae; Streptophyta; Magnoliopsida; Solanales; Solanaceae
Product: expansin-like B1
Exons: 4
Coding region: 62-814 (250 amino acids)
Cellular component (GO): extracellular region
Source: RefSeq, a predicted model, not a curated record
ACAAUAUCACAUUAAUUCACAACACUCUUUAUCAUUUUCCUAAAGGCAAAAAAAAAAAAAAAUGGCGGUCUUUCUCAAAAACGAUUAUACUGUUCUCUGCAUGUUUUUGCUCUUGCCGACGCUAUGCUACAGCAAUAAUUAUGUUUCUAGAGCUACCUAUUACAGUACCCCUGAUGGCAAGGGGACACCAAGUGGAGCGUGUGGUUACGGAGACUAUGGCAAAGAUGUUAAUAGUGGCCAGGUUUUUGCAGCCUCCAAGAGGCUUUACAAAAAUGGAGCUGGCUGUGGAGCUUGCUACCAGGUAAGGUGCAAGGACAAGGGAUUAUGCAGUGAGGAAGGUACAAAGGUAGUGGUGACUGACAGUGGAGAAGGGCCUGGAACAGACUUCAUUCUCAGCUACCGCGCCUAUGCUAAAUUGGCUAAGCAGCCUAAUAUGGCUAAGCAUUUGUUUGCUAAAGGAGUGGUUGAAGUAGAAUAUCGUAGAGUUUCUUGCAAAUAUGGAGGAAAUCUGAUGCUUAAAAUCAAUGAACAUAGCAAGUACCCUAACUACCUUGCUAUUGUUGUUAUGAACCAAGGUGGUGCUACUGACAUCCUCGCUGUCGAAGUCUACGAGGAGGAAACACAAGAAUGGAUAUCAAUGAGGAGGUCCUAUGGAGCUGUGUUCGACCUACCGAACCCACCAAAUGGUGAACUUAAAGUGAGGUUCCUCACAAGUGCUGGUGCUGAGACCAAAUGGGUGCAGUCUGAUAAGGCUGUAAUCCCUGCUGAAUGGGAAGCUGGGACUACUAUUGAGACAGACAUUCAGCUCUCUUAGACAAAAAAAAAAAAAAAAAAUAUAUAUAUAUAUAUAUAUAGAAGCAUUAUAACAUAUAUCUAUGUCUAAUGAGUUAUUAGUGCUUGGCUAUCAGUUUACAGAAGUAAUUUUAGAUUAGUUGCAGGCAUACUAGGAAUCACGCCACGCUGAACACGAUGCUUCAACCAUCGUCUUGAGUUGUUAUCAUGUGUUAAGUUCUUGUACUUCGUUCUCUAAUAUAUAUU